UCCUCGCGUGUGUGUGUGUGUGUGACCAAGUGUGACCCAAGUGUCGCGUGUGCUUACACCCUUUACACCCCCCGCCAGCCCGCCCAAUUCGCCAAGAUUCUGUCCUCACUGUGGACAACGCCGUCGCAGCUUGCGACGGGCGGCGCCAACAGCAGCAGCGACACCAGCUCCAGCUCGAAGACCUCCAAGUUCAAGAUCACCGUCGUGAGCACGCCCAGCCCCUCGCCCGGUUCGCCGCCGCCCACGCCGCCCCUCCACGCCCACAGUUCCCACAUGGUCGAGACGAACUCUCCACCGGCGGGCUACGUGCUCAAGCGCUGUGCCAGUGAUCUCGGCGAGCCGCAGCACCAGCAGCAACCGCCUCGCCAGCUGCAACGCACCCGCUCCCCCGCCAACAACGCGAGCAACGCUGCCUACCAUCUGACCACCGCCAUGCUGCUCAACUCCCAACAAUGCGGCUAUCUAGGCCAGCGUCUGCAAUCCGUGCUGCAACAGCAGCAGCAACAACAACAGCAGCAGCAGCAACCACAGUCACAGACUCCUUCCUCCGACGACGGCUCGCAGUCCGGUGUGACCAUUUUGGACGAGGAGCGUCCUCGCGGUGUUAGCCGACCAACUGCAGCAUCUGCGGCUGCCGCCUCACUAUUCACCAUCGACAGCAUUCUCGGCUCCCGCAGCGUGGCAGCCGCUGCCGCCGCCGCUAACAACAGCAGCAAUACCCAUAACAACAACAACAGCGCCAGCAACAACAGCAAUAAUAACAUUAUCAGCAACAACAACAACAAUAACAGCAGCCUCAAUGGCAACCUCACAUUGGGUCUGGGCAUUGGGAAACGCAGCACGGAAUCUCCCGCCUCGCCCAACUCCAAUUCCAGUUCGAGCGCCGCCGCUAGCCCCAUUCGACCGCAGCGGGUUCCUGCCAUGCUGCAGCAUCCCGGCCUGCAUCUCGGACAUCUGGCGGCAGCGGCGGCCAGCGGCUUUGCAGCCUCGCCCUCGGACUUUCUAGUUGCCUACCCCAACUUCUAUCCCAAUUACAUGCAUGCCGCGGCCGUUGCCCACGUCGCCGCCGCCCAGAUGCAGGCGCACGUCAGUGGACACGGAGCCGCGGCAGCUGCCGCCGCUGGACUCGGCGCCCAUGGCCACCAUCCUCAUCAUCCGCACGCUCAUCCGCAUUCCCAUCUCUCUCAUCACGCUCAGCAUCACUUGGGCCUCGGCCAUCUUGGACAUGGACCGCCGCCGAAGCGCAAGCGUCGUCAUCGCACCAUCUUCACCGAGGAGCAGUUAGAGCAACUGGAAGCGACUUUCGACAAGACGCACUAUCCCGACGUUGUGCUAAGAGAACAGCUCGCCCUCAAAGUGGACCUCAAGGAGGAGCGUGUCGAGGUGUGGUUCAAGAAUCGACGCGCCAAGUGGCGGAAGCAGAAGCGCGAGGAGCAAGAGCGACUGCGUAAGCUGCAGGAGGAGCAAUGUGGCAGCACAACCACCACCAACAACAACAACAGCGGCAGCAGCAGCAACAACAGCAGCAGCAACUCCAAUGGCAACAAUCAGAUCAAGUGCUCGCCGGAGCAUUAUGCGACGCAACUUGUGCACAUCAAGAGCGAUCCGAAUCACUACAGCGAUGCGGAUGAAUCCUCCGACCUGGAGGUGGCCUAAGCACCUCCCUUCCCCUUC
Messenger RNA from Drosophila albomicans, 1674 nucleotides. It is a transcript of the gene Gsc, whose product is annotated as homeobox protein goosecoid. NCBI's taxonomy places the organism in Eukaryota, Metazoa, Arthropoda, Insecta, Diptera, Drosophilidae. The record is from RefSeq and is a predicted model, not a curated record. Gene Ontology annotation, biological process: regulation of transcription by RNA polymerase II. Bases 274 to 1656 code for a protein of 460 amino acids. Gene Ontology annotation, molecular function: RNA polymerase II cis-regulatory region sequence-specific DNA binding; DNA-binding transcription factor activity, RNA polymerase II-specific. The transcript is spliced from 4 exons. Gene Ontology annotation, cellular component: nucleus.